Messenger RNA from Gracilinanus agilis (Agile Gracile Mouse Opossum), 378 nucleotides. RefSeq names its product cathelicidin-7-like. Gene Ontology annotation, molecular function: lipopolysaccharide binding. The transcript has 3 exons. Lineage: Eukaryota; Metazoa; Chordata; Mammalia; Didelphimorphia; Didelphidae. The annotation marks the transcript as partial. Gene Ontology annotation, biological process: defense response to Gram-positive bacterium; antimicrobial humoral immune response mediated by antimicrobial peptide; innate immune response. Gene Ontology annotation, cellular component: extracellular region. The record is from RefSeq and is a predicted model, not a curated record.
AUGGAGAACCUGAGGAAGGUACUGCUGUUGGUCAGCAUGACCACUCUCAUUCCUGCUCUAGUUUUGUCUCAGUCAUCCCUAAGGGAUGGGAAUGCCCUCUAUGCAGCCAUUCACUUCUACAACCAGGUACAUGGGACAGAGAAUGUAUUCAAGGUAUUGGAAGCCCAGCCUCCUCCAUCUAAUGAGGGAGCCCAUGAGCAAAGGCUGAAAUUUCUGAGCUUUACCAUGAAGGAGACUGUGUGCCCAAGGACUAAGGAGCUCCCCUUGGACCAGUGUGACUUCAAAAGAGAUGGGCUGGUGAAGAAAUGUCAAGCCUCUGUAUCCAAUGGACAAGACAUUGCUGCCAUCAUCCUCACCUGUGACCCAGGGGCCCUAUUG